CCUUAGAUAACCAGGAAGUGACAGCAGCAGUAGAAUCCAGGCUAAACAGAAACAACUGCGUUUAUCAAAGGGAAGCGGCUACUCUAGACAGGCGGACAUUGUGUAUUUAUAGACGCAGUUAAGCUUCAAAGUUCUUCUUUUGUUUUCACAAUGUCUCCUUUCAAAAAGGAGAGAUUGAGAACAUUGACCACUUCGGUGUUUCUUGGUGCCGUCGUGCUGUGCGUUAGCUUUGUCAGCCAGGGGGAAAGCCAAACAACUCCACCGCCAACUCCCUGCGCUGCUUACAAGAGCUGUGACAAGUGUGCUCCAAAUGCAAAGUGUCUGUGGUGCUUCACCACCAACAACUGCACAGAAUACCCAGUGAGCUGGUUGCUGCCUCCGGCCUCCGUGUGCCAGCUGUCCCAGGCCCGUUGGGGAGUGUGUUGGUUGAACUUUGAAGGCCUGAUCAUUGCCAUGGCUGUCCUGGGUGGAACCAUCCUCAUCAGCAUUACUGCCUGCUGCUGCUGCUGCUGCUGCUGUAAGAAGCGUAGCUCAAGGCCUGACAGAGAUGAGGAGAGGUUUGUCAGGAAGAGAGAGGAGAUCAAACAGCGCGCUGACGAACGGAACGUGGAGAGAAAGGCGAGGCACGAUCAGAUCCGCAAGAAGUAUGGUCUGAUGAGUGACUCGGACCACCCGUACAGCAAGUUUGAGAACGAGUAGAGCAGCUGCACUGGACCCGUUCCACCAGCACCAUGUGGAGCUGGCCUUUGGUAGCUGGAGUGGUGCACAUUUCUCACUGCUGGGCCCUCGUUCACAGUGACACGACUCAGACACAAACCACCAUCUUACUCUUUUCAAACAAUAACUUCAAAAAGUCCUGUCAAGAUCCUGCAGAGUUCUUCUGUCUUCUGAAAUUUCCUCAUGAGUUUUCUCUUUUUAAAUAUUGUAGUUUCAUAUCGGUCUUUGCACUUUGUAUAUACAGUAUUGAUUUAUGAAAAUGAUUGUACCGCAGAUGAGAUCUGAGUCAAUAAAUUCCUUCUUUUAAACAAU
This is a messenger RNA of Anarrhichthys ocellatus (wolf-eel), 1029 nucleotides long. RefSeq names its product pituitary tumor-transforming gene 1 protein-interacting protein. NCBI's taxonomy places the organism in Eukaryota, Metazoa, Chordata, Actinopteri, Perciformes, Anarhichadidae. Gene Ontology annotation, cellular component: cytoplasm; nucleus. The transcript is spliced from 7 exons. The coding region runs from base 151 to 699 and encodes 182 amino acids. Gene Ontology annotation, biological process: protein import into nucleus. The record is from RefSeq and is a predicted model, not a curated record.